This is a messenger RNA of Copidosoma floridanum, 692 nucleotides long. RefSeq names its product cytochrome b-c1 complex subunit 7. Gene Ontology annotation, cellular component: respiratory chain complex III. Gene Ontology annotation, biological process: mitochondrial electron transport, ubiquinol to cytochrome c. Lineage: Eukaryota; Metazoa; Arthropoda; Insecta; Hymenoptera; Encyrtidae. The record is from RefSeq and is a predicted model, not a curated record.
AGACAACACGGCGCAAAAACUCACCCACACAACGAGACGCAAUAUAGACAUAUUAUUUAGGAUCCCGAAGAGAAGGUGAAAAAGAGCAUCGUCGUCGUCACUUUGAUCCUUCAAAAGGACUAAAGAUGAUGCGUAGGGCGUUCAUGCAGGUCGCGCGACAAUUCAGCGAGAGGCCAAACAUCAUCGAUCAGCCGCCGAACAAACUAAUCGGCCCUAACUUUCAGCAAUGGUUCUACAACAAAUCUGGAUUCAAUCAGUAUGGUCUUAUGCGUGAUGAUUGUAUUCAUGAGACUGAAGUCGUGAAGGAAGCUCUGCGAAGAUUGCCCCAGCACCUCCAGGAUGAACGUGUAUUUCGAAUUGUUCGCGCUGGUUAUUUGAGCCUGAGAAAUGACAUCCUGCCCAAAGAACAGUGGACCAAACUAGAGGAGGAUGUUAAAUACCUUCAGCCGUACAUUGAUGAAGUUGAAGCCGAAAUUGCAGAGAAAAAACGGUGGGAAGCAAGUGAUUAAUAAUCAGCCCUAGUACAUCACAUUCAAUGAGAGCAACAUAUAGCUAAGAUUUAUAACACAUUUCUUCAAUAUAUUUAUCAAAAAUAUCGCGAUUAUUUCUUGUUUUCAGGGCGAUUCUUGUACAUAAAAUUAUAUAUUAUAGAGCAGUUGAAGUGAAUGAAUAAAGUUUCAAACUAAAAGCAA